Molecule: messenger RNA, 5202 nt
Organism: Danio aesculapii
Lineage: Eukaryota; Metazoa; Chordata; Actinopteri; Cypriniformes; Danionidae
Gene: syn1
Product: synapsin I
Exons: 14
Coding region: 649-2661 (670 amino acids)
Biological process (GO): neurotransmitter secretion
Cellular component (GO): synaptic vesicle membrane; synaptic vesicle
Molecular function (GO): ATP binding
Source: RefSeq, a predicted model, not a curated record
CUGUCAAUGAUGCUCAGUCGAAGCCCCUCGCUUUCUUAAAACCAACACGAGCUCACGCCAAAGCCGUCUUUCCUCCCCAUUCAUCACUAAACAACAUCCCGGAGCUGUCCCGUGCGUAAAGAACGUGCGCACCGGGAGAAACAGUUGAUGGGUCAGGAGAAGUGACGAGGGAAAACACUGGGCGGAUUACCAGGAUUGGAUGGCACAAGUGAUGCAAUCCCUGCAUCCUCCGAACCCCCAACUGGAUCGCGGAUAACCUGGCCGGAGAUUUUGCCUCACCGACAAUUGUACCGUCACCGAGCGAGCAGCACUCUUUUAACAAGUGCCUCUUCAUUAGGGUCGUGUUUGUCUCCACGCCCGUGGAAUAACAUCUAAACAUCAUCAACAUCAAUGGAAGGAGAGCCUGAUGCCAAUUGUUGAACGAGCUUUCCGGUGAUUGCAAGUGUGAAGCACGACCUUUGCUUUGAGGUGCACCCUGGAGAAUUGCGUAUAUCGACUCGUUUUCGCGUCUCAUUUUUUUAACUGAAACACACGGCUGCAUCCUAGGUAUUGGACAGUUUAUCGGUUUCCCAUUCUUCUUGGAUAUUUUUUCCUGGUGCAAAACCUCCGGAGGGAUAAUUCACCGUCGCAUCCCUUUUAAUCUUCACCAUGAAUUACCUGCGACGUCGACUAUCGGACAGUAAUUUCAUGUCCAACUUGCCCAAUGGCUACAUGGGCGAUCUCCAGCGGCCCGAUCCGCCGCAGCAGAGCCCAGCCCCGGUGCUCUCGCCGGGCUCUCAGGAGAGGCGUCAACCCGCCCCCAGCCAGUCCACCGGCGCCGGCUUCUUCUCCUCCAUUUCCAACGCCGUCAAACAGACCACCGCCGCGGCCGCCGCCACCUUCAACGAGGCCACCGAGAGAGGCAUCGGCUCCGGCAGUGCUAAGAUCCUCCUGGUCAUUGACGACCAGCAGACCGACUGGGCAAAGGUGUUCAAAGGCAAGAAGGUUCAUGGUGAAUUUGACAUCAAAGUAGAACAGGCUGAUUUUUCUGAGGUGAAUCUGGUGGCUCACGCAACAGGAAGCUAUAGUGUGGAUAUUGAAGCCAUCCGGGGUGGCAACAAAAUCACAAAGUGUAUCAAGCCAGAUUUUGUGCUGGUGCGACAGCAUGCGUUCAGUAUGGCUAAGAACGGCGACCACAGGAACAUUGUGAUUGGACUUCAGUAUGCUGGUCUGCCAAGUGUCAACUCCCUUCACUCAGUCUACAACUUCUGUGACAAACCAUGGGUGUUCUCUCAGUUGUCCAGAUUGUACAAGCAGUUGGGUCCAGAGGAGUUCCCACUGAUCGACCAGGUUUAUUACCCCAACCACAAGGAGAUGAUCACUACACCUGGCUUUCCUGUGGUGGUGAAGAUGGGUCAUGCUCAUUCUGGGAUGGGAAAGGUCAAAGUGGACAAUCAGUAUGACUUUCAAGACAUUGCUAGUGUCGUGGCUUUGACAAAGACGUAUGCCACAUCUGAGCCUUUUAUUGAUGCCAAAUAUGACAUCCGAAUCCAGAAAAUUGGCGACAAUUACAAGGCCUACAUGAGGACAUCCAUAUCUGGCAACUGGAAGACCAACACAGGAUCAGCCAUGCUGGAGCAGGUGGCCAUGUCUGACAGGUAUCGCAUGUGGGUGGAUGUGUGCUCAGAGGUCUUUGGGGGUCUUGAUAUAUGCGCCGUUGAAGCACUGCAUGGUAAAGACGGUCGAGAUUACAUCAUAGAGGUGGUGGGCUGCUCAAUGCCUCUGAUUGGAGACCAGCAGGAUGAGGACCGGGCUCUCAUGGCUGACCUUGUUGUGGCUAAAAUGAAUGAGACUGUGCCACGCACUUCAGCUCCCGCUCCAGUCCGUUCUCAGGGCCCAGCUGUUUCUCCUCAGCCCAUCUCUCAGUCUAGAGUCCCACAGGCACAACAGCGCCCUCCUCCACAGGGAGGCCCUCAACAAGCCGCUGCUAGCACUGCUGCUGCCCGUCAAGGAGCACCGCCACAGCAGCGGCCCUCUCCUCAAGGUCAGCCUCCUGCUCAAACCCAAUCUGUGACCAGCCCUAAUGCGCAGAACCCCCCUGCUCAACAACCCCGGCCCAAUCAACCACCCCAGCGACAGGCCAGUCAAGGGUCAGCAGCUCCGCAGAGGCCUCCUGCAGUACAGAUACCUGCUCAGCGUGGCUCUCCUCAGUCACAGAGGCAAGGUGGGCCCCAGCAAGGCGGCCCUCAAACUGGUGGCCAGAGUCCCAAACCAGCCGGUCAGCCUCAACAGAGGCCUCAGCAGCCAAGACAAGGUCAGCCAACCAGGCAGCCUACCCAGGGUGGCCCACAGCCAACCCAGGACGCCCCACAGCCAGCCCCACAGGGCAGUCCUCGUCCUCCUACCACACAACAGCCACGGCCUACUGCACCGGGACAGGGGGGCCCAGGAGGCACACGCCCUCCCUUGCAGCAGAAACCCCAACCUCCACAGAAACCCAGUCCUGAUCACCCUGCCUUGAGUGGAUCGCCGCAGCUUAACAAAUCCCAGUCUCUUACCAAUACAUUCAACAUUCCAGAAACGCCGGCCGCCCAGCACCAAAGUCCUAGUCAGGACGAAGCCAAGGCUGAGACCAUCCGCAACCUUCGGAAAUCCUUUGCAAGCCUCUUCUCCGUGGAAUAAACACACACAUGAACACACAAACACACAUACACAGAGAGUCUUUCCGACAAAAAAAACACACAAAUAUAUUAACAAAUACACAAAGAAAGGACCAAUCGCACAUUGCGGUGCAUGUCAAUUUGCAAUGCAACACUGAUCAAACACUGCCUGCACUGCUAAAGAUUGCAAUAUGAGGUGAGAUAUCACAACAUUAUUGCAAUGAAAUCUUUUAAGACGACUUAAUUCUGUAGACACAUUCCCAGUUUUGGAGUCCAACUCAUAGAGGGAGGUGUGAAAAUAAAAUAACACACACUGAACACACUCGCACGCACACUUUUACACUACCUACACAGUGACUGGACACGUGCUAAUACUUGCCUAUCCAUUCCGGUCUCCUAUGAUUAACUUGCUGGUAAUCUUAGAUUCUUUUUGCAAAUGAAACGUUUUUGGUGGACAUUUUGUUGUAGAAUCAUCCACCGCCACGCUUUCUCAGAUAUAUAAGAUAUCUGAAAUAUGUCUGCUAAUUGUUCAGAAGCAUGUUCUGUUACAACAAGGGGCACCAUCUAAUGAGUUUACUCGCUGUGCGCCACAUUGUAACGCAAACAGUUUAUCGUACCCGCUUAAGAUUUGGAUUUUUGCAAUGAUUGUGAACCACCGUAUGAAAUUUUGCAUAAGCUUCCAUCAUCAAAAAUGAACCCCCGCGGCUGUUAGCGCUACUUUGAAACUGCAUGUCACUUAAGGAGAACGUAGUCGCACAAUGUGGGUGGUCUUGCUUUGUGUCGUGUCGUUGCGCCUAGAUAAGGUAGUUGUAGUAAAAAACGUUGUUUCAUUUUCGUGAGCAAACUGUCGCUGCUUCCCCGACGUCCCUUUUCCUGACUAAAUACACACCCUUUGACGUGUUUAACAUGCCUUAGCCAGACAGGCAAACAUAAAGAGAUUGGUUUUGUGCAAUCGCAUAUGUCUCAGGGAUGUCCUGAAGAGAACGACGCAAUUGUUUAGGCGUCAUUGAUCAGGUCUUCCAACCCAUUACUGAAGAGUGUCACCGCCUGCGAAAGCCAGUAACGGGAGGAAUCUGUCGAAUGUAUUCGUUUGCUACAUAAACAUGUUUGCACACUAAUACUGGAACACUUGAGAACAUAUGAGAUGGGUGAACAGCUCAGGAAGGUUUGUUGCAUUAAGAGAAGGUCUAUUUUGCAUGCCUGGAUGAGCAUGUAGGGGUUUGGAGCUGCUUGUCCAUUGCGCUUGGGGCCCUAUGAAAACGCAAAGCCAAACUACAAAGCCAAGGAUGCAAACCUCUUCAUAAAAUGAUCAUCUUUUGAUGAAAAGAUGCUCGUCUUGUGUUGGGUUUUAGACUAAACCGCAGCUAGUAGUGCGAUCGUAGUUACACAAUGUGGUACACACUCCUGAAACUUUUCGCCAUACCCAAGGAGUUUAGAGCUCAGUCGGCGGUGUCUUCCACAAAGUGAGGAUGAAACGUCCCAACACUGGUGUGUUUUAGGCAAUAUAUUUAGUCAAGGUCAUUCCAGGAGUCCCGACCCAUCCCGAAACCUGCCCUGCUUCCCGCUCACCAGCCUGUUGUGUAUUCACAGUGAUCCUUUUGUGACAAAUGGUGCGUUAAUGUGUAUAUAUAUAUAUGUAUAAUGUAAUGUUGUACCGUAAUCUGUCUAAACCAAAUAGAAGUGUUGUACAGAUCUUAACUCAACAAACGAUGCAAACGUCCUGUAUUUGAUUUUACUCCCAAAAAGGUGAUUGUUGUGGGUCUUGUGUGACUGGAUUUUCCUCAAUCAGAUAAGAAUUAGGUUGUGCAGUAUCUCCACUGUAAACUAAACCUAACAGGUACGUGUUCUUUACUUUAUUCAUUUUGUGUCAAUUGCAGUUGUCAAUCUUCAGUGUGUCCAUUGAUAUGAUUGUAAGUGGCUUGAUUGGUUCACAUAUGUGGUAAUGUAGAUGGUCCACCAUGAUUUUAUUGUGGCUCAGGCAAACUUUCAGUGCUCUUCUAUGUGGUUUAUGUUUUUUAGUAUAAUAUGUAUGUUAAAUGAUGGCUUUAAUGAAUGUCUAACGAAUAACUGUUUCACUGAUCCAAUCAAGUUUGGAGGCAAAUGAAAUGUGGGUGAUUUUAUCUGAAUGUUGCAGUACCUGCGGGGAACCCAUGCCUGAGGUUUGUAGUUCAUACUUUGAUUUUUUUGUGGCAUUUACAUUUGUGUACUUUUUUUAUACAGUAUAUACAAAGGAAUUGUGUCCUUUUAAAGAAAAUGUGUUGAAAUGAGUUAUAAUUUCUAAAUAGGUUUAUCCUGUUCUGACUGUUUGAAACUCAGUGAAUUUUAUUGUCUGUUUCAUGCCUGCCAGUUGUAUAAAGAAAGGAAGAUGUAAAAUGAAAUCACAGAUAUAUAAAUAUAUAGAGAGAAUAAGUCUUAAAUCCUACGAAAAUGAGAAAUAUUGUUAAACAUUGUGUAGUAUUACACAAACAGAUGCAACUUUGAUGUGAUCUUCAAUGUAGCUUAAUAAUGGUGUCAAAUUACUAUGCUAAAAUGUGCACAUAAUCAAUAAAGUCUAUCAAAUAAA